This is a messenger RNA of Stomoxys calcitrans (stable fly), 9232 nucleotides long. RefSeq names its product rapamycin-insensitive companion of mTOR (gene rictor). The record is from RefSeq and is a predicted model, not a curated record. The coding region runs from base 1826 to 9226 and encodes 2466 amino acids. The transcript has 18 exons. Gene Ontology annotation, cellular component: TORC2 complex. Gene Ontology annotation, molecular function: protein serine/threonine kinase activator activity. Gene Ontology annotation, biological process: positive regulation of phosphatidylinositol 3-kinase/protein kinase B signal transduction; TORC2 signaling. NCBI's taxonomy places the organism in Eukaryota, Metazoa, Arthropoda, Insecta, Diptera, Muscidae.
AAAAUUUCUGCAACGGGUAGAAUUGCCGCAAAAAAAAGACCGACCAAUGGUAGAAUUCGCAGUGUGAGUUUAACGAAAAAUUUCGAAAAAAUAUUAAAUACUUUGCGAAAUGAAAAAUAGAACAAGAUUUUGAUAAGAAAAAGAAAAUAAGUUGGAGAAAAAAUUUGUAGUGUUGUGAAAUUCACUUCUAUACGAUUAUUUUACGGCAACGGGUAAUCGGUAAAGCAAGGUUUUCGUAUUGACACUUAAAUGUCAUAAUCAUCUACAAAAUAUAAUUUUUUUCUUUUCGCUGGUGUUUGCUCGCUUGCUCCUGAAAUUAAAUUAAAACGCAAAAAUUCUAACGAAAUCGGUCGGAAAAAGUGAUACGUGAAUGAAAAAAGGCAAAGCGUGAAUAAAAGAAAAUAUAUUUAUUACAAUACAAGUAUUUUGUAAACUACGCACCAAGUGAAGCGGAUGAGUUGGUUAUUUUGGGUGUCUUCUUUAGUUCGCGGGUGGACGCACAACAAAGUGACAAAAAAGAAAACUGGAACCGAGUUAUUUUGGUAAUGGUGAUUACACAAGUGCACCAAAGAUACCAGCAAUAGAAUUUUUAACAGCAAAAGCUAAGGCCUGAUAAUCGAAGGUUAAAGAUUUAAUAUCAUCAUCAUCAUUAUCACCGUCAUCAUCAUCUACGAGUGUUACAAUCAAUAAGCACUACAAAAAAAAAAUGUCUCAGACACAUUGACACACAUUGUUGUUGGUGUCGAGCGAAAAUUCAGAAAAAGGAAACAACAAAAAUUUCAAAGAAAAUCCCUAAAAUCGAUUCUCGAAUGCAUGACCAACUAGAGUGCAUGUGUGUGUGUGUAUUUUUGAAAUAUCACAAGUAGAAAAAAGUGUUAUCCUUGAGUGCAACAUUGCCAUUGCCCCUCCUUCCAUCCAUUACAUCAACAUUAUAGAAGCAAUAUGUUAAAAUUAAUUCCUUUCCCAUGUGCUAUUUAAGUGAAAACAUGUUAAAAUUUAUGAAUUUAUAUAAAACUAUAAAAUAUUUGACGAUAUAUCAAAAAAUUUCUAAAAGAAAUCGAGUCUAAAUAUGCGUAAGCAGUUUUGCUGCAACAAACCAUAAAGGGUUCGUUCGGUCGUUCGUUCUUCUUACACUCUGUCAAAGUUAUCUUACCCCACUAACCUAACUUACGACUGUAUGUAAAUAUUUUAUAUAUAAAGAAAAUAAGAAAUAACAAAUUAAUCAAAUGAAAGUCACAAUAAUUGUGUGUCUAACCAAACGAAAUCGUCGAUAUACGAGUUGAAUAAAUCGAAAACAAAAAUGUUGCGAAACAUAUUUUAAUUUUUUUUUUGGUGUUGUGUUCCUUAUGGUUUUUGGAAAAAAGUACACAUUGUUCCUUUCUUUAUUAAAAAAAAAUAAUAAUAUGUAAAUUUGUAACUAAGUGAAAAAAAUCAUGCAAGGUGGAAAAAUUAAUAAAAAAAAAUCCAAGGAUAAUCCUUAAAUAAUUUGUACAAAAAAAUUUUUGGCUAAAAAGCAAACAGUUUUGUUGAAACCAGAGAAAAAAGAAUAAUCCAAAAAAAAUUAAUCAUUUAACAAAAGUCGUUAUUUAUAUGAUUUAUCAUAAAGUGCGAAAGGGAAAUCUGAAAAAAAAAAUAAAAUUAAAAAUUAACAAAAAAUUUUACUCUACCACCAUAAUUUUCAAAGCGUUGUUCUCAUCACCAUCACCUUAACAUCAGGGCCUAACAUCAGCAACAACGUUUUGUGAUAUAGUUCUCAACAAAAACAACAACAACAAAUUUACCUACUUGCUGUUAUCCUUCGCUUACUUUUCAUAUUAAUGCAGCUAUGGCCUACAGUUGUCGUUACGGCAAACGUAGCAAAUAUCGUGCCAAAGAAAAAGCGCCUGAAUUUUUAAAAGUGAUAAGAAAACGUUAUGGUUUAUUGUUACUUGAAAGAGUUUCAGAAGACUCGGAAAAGUAUUAUCGCUUGGAUCCAAAGAAAUCAGCUGCUGAGAAUUGCUAUGAUAUCUAUUCGGCAUUAUGUUGCCGUGAGACACGCGAUACCAAGCGUCUCUUUCUGCUCAGUGGUUUGGCUACAUUGUGCCAACGACAGCAGUGGUUGCAGCAAAAACAACAGAAAACCCAACAACAGCACCAACAUCAACAUCAUCACCAUCAACAACAACACCAGCAACAUCAUCAACAACAGCAGCACCAACACCACACAACUACACCAUCAUCAUCAACAGCAGCAACAACAACACCAACUAACAAAUCAUCAACACAACAUGCAUCCAGCGCUGUUUCGAACAUUAGCGGCGGCAGCAGCAACAGCACUACAAAUGCAACGGCUAUUGUCACUGCUACAACACCCUCUGCUCUGGCCACCCCAUCAACUAUGGCGGCCACAGCGGCGGCGUCGGCGACAUCAACAUCUAAAAGUAAUUUGGGAUUUACCACGGAAGAGUUGCUUUACUGCUUGAGUGCUUCCUUAAUCCAUACCUUUACCCAAGUAAGAGCGGCCGCUAUACGUACGAUACGAUAUGUUUUGACAACCACCAAGGAUGUCAAAGUGUUUAACUCUAUUCAAUUGCCUCAUUUACUAUGCCGGUCCAUUGAUAUAAUGUUGAAAAAUGACGAUGAACGUGUUCAAGCUUUGAAAUUGAUUCGUAAAAUGUUAGCAAUAUCACCGGAAAAUAUAAGUCCGGUGUUGGUUCGUUGCCUGGUAUCCCUGGCGGAUACGGGCAUCGAGGAAAGUGAUAACCUCUUAAGAGCCUGUCUGGCCACACUCUGUGAGUUUGCUGUAUUAAAUCCAACAUUAUUGAUAUGUUGUGGCGGUGUCACCUCCAUCACCCGCAAUGUACUCGAAUGUCACAAUCCCCGAAUAGCGGAGAGUUUGAGUGGUGUUCUAUUGUAUUUGCUGGAAUGGCCCCAUACGCGUAAUAUAUCGGGAGUACGUUUGGAUUGUUUGGCGGCGCCCUAUUGCGAUUAUACAUAUCGACUGGGGAUAAUGGAUAAGAAUAAGGAUGCCCGUGAAUUACGUUACACAAGUUGUCGUUUAGCUUUAUUAUCUGUAUUGCGCAGCUGGACUGGGACCAUUGAAUUCUGUGAUCCAAGUAAACCAUCCGGUUUAAAAGCUAUAGUUGAUGCUUUAUAUUUAAAUCAAACUGAAAUUAGAAAAGCAAUAUUGGAAUUACUGUUUGAACUGUUAGGUCUUCCACAACCCACAUGGACUAAGGAGUAUGCUGUGGCUUUGCAGGCCGUUGAUCCUUCGGAUUUUCAGGAUAAUUGGCUAUUAUGCAAUGGCUUUGUGGCCGCCGAGGGUCGUAGUAUAUUGCCUAGCUUAGCCGCACGUGCUCCCAAUAUAUGCGAACAACAUUUGGCCUUACAGUUGUAUUGUUUUCUAGAGACUGGUCUCCUCAAUGCCUUGGUUGAGGUUAUUGUAUCGAGCGACGAUUCUGUUUCCGUAGCAGCCACUGUUCUUAUUGGCAAGAUAUUGCAUUUAAUGCAUACCCAUUUACCACCGGACAUAUGCAGUACCAGUCCGGCACUGCCGAGUCUAAUAUCACAUGCCACACGAGGUAAUUUGCAUGCAAGUGCUGCCAUAUCAGCAUUGCAAUGCUAUCAGAAGAUGCUAAGAAAUCGCCCAGCUUCGAGUAGCUUAUUUUUGGAUAGUAUUAUACAAGAAGGAACCCUCAUAAAUACAAAACUUUUUCGACGAGAAAUCAACGCUCAGGAUAUACCUUUUGCCAGCAACAGUUUGCAAUCACCACCUCCUGCCACCAAUGCACCCGGGGGUCAAUUUUCUUCGUUGGGUGCUGGCGGUGGCGGUAUAGGUACUUUGGAAAGACCACGUUUGGAUUCGGUGUCCUCAAGUGAUGAAUCAAAUUCGCAAUCAUCCUCCACACGAAGAGCCAGUUUUCGUUUGAAAUACAAAAUCUUACCGUUCCUGGAGAAUAUCAAAGUGAAUCGCUUAAUAAAAGACUCAAAUGUUUUAAAUUCCAAGGAUGGCAGUGGCUGGGAUUGGGAAGUUAUAUCAACAAUAAUAAGAUCAAAUCUUAUACGCAAAAUGGAAGAACCCAGUUUAACGUUCCUCAAAAACCUCAUCGAUUUCUUUAAGCCCAGUAAGAAUUGCUUUUCUCACCAAGAUCUGGAUCAUGGCAAGACAUUGCCGCCAUAUGUACAAGUGGGUUUGGAUCUAAUCGAUUGGCUAUUGGCCAUUUAUCCUUUGGAAAGUGUGCGUCUUUUGACUGAUUUCUUUACGGAUGUGGCCUCACAACUAUUGGCGGUAACUACAUCGAAUCGGGCCCAUGAUUGUCUAUUUAGUCCGCAUCACAUGGACACCACCAUGUGUCAACAGUAUUUUCUAUUUAUUGGACGAAUGUGUCGAGCGCAAAAGGGCAUAACGAUACUAACGAACACGGCGGUAUUUGAACAUCUCAUCAACUUGGUGCGCAAUACCGAUCAUGUGUGUUAUGUAAAAUUGAUUGUCUCGGGCUUGGAUUAUACCCUGGACUCGGUUACCCGCAAAGUUUUGGAGAAAGCUUUGACCGAUGCCAAAGAUCGCAGCGGCCGCUAUUAUGCCACCCAAUUCCUAAUGGUGUUGCUUAGGGCCCGCAUACCCAAUUUUGAAGUUUGGGGUAUACCUUUGAUCAUACAACAGACCAAGGACUAUGAUCGCAGUGUGGUCUUGGCGGCCAUGGAAGUGCUAGAAGAGGCAUGCCAUGAAAAGUAUUAUUUGGAGGAAAUCGUUAGUCUGUGGCCAAAUUUGAAAAUUCUCGGCGAUGUUGGCCGUUUGCUGAUGGCACGCUAUUACUCCCUGUCACGUGGUCUUAAUCAACCCAAGGCGAAGGUUAAAGAAGAAAUCGAAUACUGGAAAAAUGGCUACAAUAAGAGAUAUGUUUUAAUUGUUGAGGCCGAUACACAUUCCAGUCUUACCCUGCAUGUGCGUAACGAGGAGGGCUGCUAUAGUCGCCGCAAUUCAAAUACCCGCCCCAUUAUAAUACCCCCCAAUAUCCCAGCCCAUUUGUAUGGGCAAAUGGUACAGACUACCCAGGGUACAACAGCCUUAAGGAAAUUCGGUGAUUUGCCACAGCUUUUGGAUGUUAUAAGUGCUGGCAAGUGUUCGGAUGAGGCAGAAUGUUUGGAAUUGAAGGCGGCCAUAUGGGCAGUAGGCCAUGCAUCCACACAUUCGAAUGGUAUUGAAUUUUUCCUGGAAUCGGGAUCAAGAAUCUAUGAAAAAUUGGUUAUAUUGGCCACAAAAUGUGAUAUUUAUUCCAUAAGAUCAACUUGCUACAGUGUAUUGGGCCUGAUUGGUAGCACAAAUGAUGGAGCUAAUGUUCUAUUUAAACUGAACUGGCUGAGUGUGCGACAUGAUCGCAAUACCACAUGGCCGGUGCAUCAACCCGAGGACUGGAUGUUGGGCAAUUAUACGCCUAUGCGCCAUCAUUUCGACGAUGUACCGCCCUAUAACUACACAGGGAUGGAGGAUCAAAUCGAUGGUUCCUAUUACACGGGCAGCUAUUGGAAUUUACUGCUGAGUAGUACCAGCACCAAUCGGGAUGCCAUUGGUGCGGCCAGUGCAAGUUCGGAGGCUCAAGACGCUAAUACCACCACAGAUAGUAUUAAAACAUCGGGGGAAGAGGUUAGUGUAGAUAAUCUCACAACGCAACCAAAUAAAUUUAGUUCACCACGGGCUAAACUUGAGAAGACAUCUUCUUCUUCACGACAGAUGGGUGUAGGCGGCGUUGUUGCAGCGGGUGCUGGUGGCAACUCGACUGUCAGUGGCGGCGGCAGCAGCAGCAGCAGCAUAAUGCCAGCGGCGGCCAAAUCGAAAACUUUGCCAGAGGGUUCAUAUCUUCGACAUGGUAGACAUCAGCGUUCAUUGUCGGAAUCAAAAACGACCGAUGUUAUUAGUCUACUUUGUGGUGGUCAAGGAGGAGGGGGCAAUGCAGCAGCCUUACAUCACUCACAUCGAACGCGUUAUAAUUCCUGCACUGAUUCGAAUACUUCGGGUGUAAGUAGUUGUGAAUCGGUGACAGGGAGAACAGCAGCGGCAAUGGGGGACUAUCAACAAUUCCCCUUAAGUCCCAUACCCUCAAUGUCCAAUUUAUUGGAGAUCCCUUUGGCUCAAUCGUCUUUAAUGCGUCGCAUCUCUUUGGUGGGCACUUCCUAUUUGCAAAAUGCCAUUAGUCCUGUGGACAUAAAAGGCUAUGCCCAAUUACGUUCCUUACGACGUCACUGUCGACCUGUUCUAUCCGAAUCUGGUGCUGAAUUGUAUGAUAUUAUAGAUCGUAUAGACUUGCUAUCUUACGCUUCAUUUCGUCCCCGUAAAUCCUCAUUUGGUGAUUCAUCACGCAAGAGUAAGGUGCGAAGUUUAGAUCGUCAAACUUCACUAAGAAUGUAUGCGCAACUGGAUUCGGAGGAGUUGCAAGUACCCUUGCCAACAUUAAAUGCCCCCAAAUUUCUAUCACAAAAUGAUUCGAAAGGUCCUUGUUAUGCGGGUAUAUCCUUACCCAAAAACCUUUUGGAUUUAUUCCCCACACGAAAUCUAACGCGGACCUAUGUCUCACAAGAUAUACAGGAUCAAGACUUAAUGGACAUCAAUCUUUUGACGGCCAAACAACAAUACCUUAACGAUUCCCUAAACAAUGAGGCAGGCGAUGAGUCAUCUAUAAUAUCAUCGCUCUCCGAUGUUUCAUCGGUGAGCAAGCGUUCCAAAUGGCAAGGAACCAAACAUGGUCGCAGCAAUUGUUUAUUUUGCUCACGUCAAAGGAAACGCUCACAAAAUCUCUUACGACUUGAUGGAGGAGGGGGAGGAGGCUCGGGCGAUACCUCCACCACAACACUAUGUGAAAUGUAUACUAAUGCCUCGGCUGCUUUGGUGGCGGCAGGCAUACAAGCCACAGUGGCUUUAUCUAGAAAAGGCGGAGGUCCUGGUGGAGGUGGUGGUGGUGGUACAACAUCUACUGCCAACAGCUCCAAUACAGCAGGCGGUAAUGCUGCUGCGGCUGCUGCUCCUCCCAACUCCAAUAAACCUCCCCUGCAACAACAACAAUACAGCAAUGCUUCCUCCAUACAGCUGUCGGAUUUGCAAUUCCAAUCACCCGAAAGUAUUUUGAGCGAAGAAAGUCUGCCCGAUAAGCUGACGGCGAAUAUACUGUACAAUGUCCAGCGUCUGGCCAAUCCAGUGAGCGCAAAACAAUCCAAAAUGGCUUUGUUGGAGUUGAAGCAAAAGCAUCCAGCCUCCUUUCAAGAUAUAUGUCUAUACUCCGAGAUAUGCCGUACCCUGGGUCGAUGUUCGUAUCGCAUGAAUGCCCGACGUUUUUUACAGGAAUUGUUUUUGGACUUGGAUUUUGAUUCCUUUUACAAUGAGCCGUUGGAUAUCAUCAGUAAAAAGGAUAAGGAUUCGUUUAAAAAACCUGAUCCCAUAAAGGAGCGUUUAAAUGCAGCAGCAGGAAUAGGUUUACCCGCCGGCGAUAAAAUGUCUCUGCUAAAGGAGAGAAUGAAAAGGGAUUUGAAUAAUACGAGCAGCAUACGCAUUGAAACCCACAAUGUGGGUGAUACAAAAAACGAGACCUCGUUUACUGUGAACAAUAGCGGCGGCCCUACAUCUUCUUCAUCUUCCUCCUCGUCCUCAUUGUCUGUGGGCGUAGGAGUUGGAGGGCCUUCCCUUAAACCUCACUUAAAAUCACAGCCUUUGGCCAGUGUCUAUGAGGCCAGUUGUGAAAAUCUACUCUUGGAUCCCUCGCCCCGCCUGAAAACUGCUGCAGCGAUCUUAAAACAAAAUUGUAAAAAUUUUACCAAAGCUCCACCACCUGCUGCACCACCACCCAAUGUGUCCACCAGCGCCUCCUCGACAAAACACGAAUACAAUACCGAACUUAGGAUAACAUCCGACGACGACGACGACGACGGUGAUGAUGAUGAAGACGAUGGCGAUGAUGACGACGACGAAGACCGGGAGGUUGUAGAUAAUCGUAGUGCAGAUGUUAUAAUUAACCUACGCCGUAGCUGUAUAAAUAUGCACCAGCAGUUAAUGGAACUGGAACAAAUUCAACGUGGAAGAAAACACACUUUUGAUGAAAUUGAUGGUGCGGUGGCCACCACAUCGUCAUCCGAUUACAGCCUAAAUCCCGCCUCUUCCAAGCCUAUACAAACCCUUGUUACGAAUGCCCACUCCUACGUAUUUGGCAGUGGCAACGGUGGCAACAGCAGCGGCGGCGGUGGCAGUGCCAGCACCCCCAUUAGCAGCAGCACCUGCAGCGAUCAAACCACCACCAGCAAUCGCAGCAGCAUCUGCACCGUUUCCCAACAGCCCUUGAAUCACACAAAUCAUCGCCUCAACUCUACGCAUCAGCUAAUAACACCGCUACCGCCAACGCCGCUACUGACCGCCAGCGGCAGCAUCUGCAAGCCCAUAGAAAAUGAAAAUACCAAAUAUCGUAGAGGACGUUUUUAUACCUUAGAGUUGGAUUUAAGCUGUACAAAAAAUAAAUUCCCCAUAACCGAUAGAAAAAGACCACAGACGCUGAGUAGUAUACUGGACCCCAGUCCUACCAAUAGUAGUAAGGCAACGGCUGUAACGCCUACAACAACAUCGUCGUCGUCGCCGUCAACAACAUCACCUUCGAAGAGAUGCCCACCGUUGCCGGGCGGUGGCAGUAACAGCAAGACCAAUUGCUCAUUGCAAAGGCAGCAUUCAUUGGGCUCGGACUCUUCAGCGAUAUACAAAUCGCCUGGCUUAAGAAUUUCCUUUACCGGCGAUUCGAUAUCUCCGAUAACUGCAAUAAACUACCCUCAUACUCCAAUGUCAACCUCUGCCUCAUCAUCAUCCCAUUAUUCCUCCUAUCUAUCACAAUUCCAAGACCACACUGCCACAGGCCCAGUUAUAGCUAAUAUGAUCAUCUCACCGACAUCAUCAUCAUCAGCAUCAGCAUCUGCAUCCAAUCCUCAUGCAAACACCAAUACCAAUCGUAAAUAUUUAAUAACCAAAAGUCUGGCGGCCACCUUUGCCCAACCCAUAGGCAAAUUGUAUUGUGAGAAACGUUUGCAAUCCUCUAAAUCAGAAGCGGUUCUUAUGCAACAAUCACCAUCACCAUCAUUGUCAUCAACAUCAACAACAGCGAUUCCUCCAAACCAGCAAUCCUCUAACGACUUGAAGGCCGCAGCUCAUGCCACCACUCCCAUGGAAAUGCCACCAAAGACUGCUGCCACAACGCCCACAUGCAAGUAUUCAAAUUUUUAGUUAUGG